Molecule: messenger RNA, 3060 nt
Organism: Branchiostoma floridae (Florida lancelet)
Lineage: Eukaryota; Metazoa; Chordata; Leptocardii; Amphioxiformes; Branchiostomatidae
Product: protein VAC14 homolog
Biological process (GO): positive regulation of kinase activity; phosphatidylinositol biosynthetic process
Cellular component (GO): PAS complex; endosome membrane
Source: RefSeq, a predicted model, not a curated record
UGGAUUCCACCGGUCCCGUGACCUCCCCGUGACCCCGAGGUGUGCCCGGCUUCCGGGUUCACAGCUUUUCUCCUUAGUUUUUGACUCUCCAACACUUUCUCUUCCUCAAGACGUAGCCCAGCGCCACCAUGUCUUCGUCUGAGAAGGAGUUCUCGCCGUUGAGUCUGUCAACAGUGCGGGCUCUGAACGACAAGCUAUACGAAAAGAGGAAAGUCGCCGCGCUGGAGAUAGAGAAAAUGGUGAAGGAGUUCUCCACAGCGAACAAUAGUUCCCAGAUCCAGCAGCUGAUCCGAGUGCUGACGGAUGAGUUUGCCGUUUCCAACAAUCCCCACAGCAGGAAGGGGGGGCUCAUUGGACUGGCUGCCUGUGCCAUCGCUCUGGGAAAGGAGUCCAGCAUGUACCUGGACCAGCUGAUCGAUCCUGUCCUGGCGUGUUUCUCGGACCCCGACAGUCGUGUUCGCUACUACGCCUGCGAAGCCCUGUACAACAUCGUCAAGGUGGCCAGAGGGGCUGUACUGGGCAGGUUCAAUGAUAUCUUUGAUGGGCUGAGCAAGCUUGCUGCAGAUCCAGAUCCAAAUGUCAAGAAUGGCUCGGAACUUCUAGAUCGACUUCUCAAGGACAUUGUUUCUGAAAGCACCUCGUUUGACCUGGCCAGUUUCAUGCCCCUGCUGAGAGAGAGAAUCUACACUAAGAACCAGUUUGCCAGGCAGUUUCUGGUGUCUUGGGUGACAGUGUUAGACUCAGUGCCAGAUAUCAACAUGCUGGUGUACCUCCCCGAGUUCCUGGAUGGACUCUUCCACAUCCUGGCAGAUCCCAGUAGGGAGGUUAGAAGAAUGUGUGAGUCAGCUCUGGGAGAGUUCCUGAAGGGGAUCAAGAAAAGUCCCAGCAGUGCCAAUUUCAGCAACAUGGUCAACAUCCUCAUAGUGCACUGUCAGGCUCAAGAUGAGUUGCUGCAGCUGACUGCCAUCAUGUGGCUGAAGGAGUUUAUCCUGCUGUCAGGACGGGCCAUGCUUCCGUUUGCCGCCGGAAUCCUGACUGCUGUCUUACCCUGUGUGGCGUACGAGGACCACAGGAGAAAGAAUAUCAAGGACACAGCCAUCGCCGUGAACAACAGCCUGCUGCGGCUGAUCACCACGGAGGACGACCUGUCUGUGCCCACCAGUCCUGUGGAGGGGGAGGAUAAGGACCAGGACAAGGAGAAGGAGAGGGAAAAGGGGUUCCUAUCUGCCUUCUCUUACAAAUCUUCCGGCAUGUUGACGAACUGUUCCCCGUUCUGCUGAAGACUCUAUCAGACAAGGCUGAUGAAGUUAUCCUACUUGACCUUGAAGUUCUAGCAGAGAUUGCAUCAUCACCAGCUGGACAGAGGGCACGACCUGCCGGGGAGAAGAGCAGCUCCAGCCAAAAUCUGGCACAGCUGUGCCUGUUGCUGAAUGCGGAGGCUAUAUUCCGAGCCCUAGCUGAGAUCCUGCUGGAAGAAGAAGACCUGCGAUUCGCUGCCAUCAUGGUGCAGACCCUCAACUCCAUCCUGCUCACCUCCACAGAGCUGUUUGAGCUGAGAACACAACUCAAGGACCUCAAAACAAAGGAGAGUUGUGACCUGUUCUGCUGCCUGUACCAGUCGUGGUGCCACAAUCCCGUGGCUACGGUGUCCCUCUGUCUGCUCACUCAGAACUACAGACACUCCUGCGACCUACUGCAGCUCUUUGGUGACCUGGAGGUGACAGUGGAGUUCCUGACAGAGAUAGACAAGUUGGUACAGCUGAUAGAGUCUCCCAUCUUUACAUACCUCAGACUACAGUUACUGGAUGCCCAACAGAAUGCUUACCUGAUCAAAGCCUUGUACGGACUCCUCAUGCUGUUACCACAGAGCAGAGCAUUCGACACUCUCAGACACAGACUGGACUGUCUACCAGCAUCACAUCUUAUUCCACAGCACCAAAGUGUCCAGGCCCCACCCCCGGAGCAGCGGGAACACGUGGCCAGAAUUAACUUCCACCAGCUGAUACAGCACUUCCAGCACGUCCAAGCCAAACACAGGACAGCGAAGCAGCGCGUCCGGCCCAGACACACCGAGGACAGCACACAGAGGCUGGAAGUGCCAUGAACAGCACUCAUAGGACAGCAUGCACAGACUGGAAAUGCCAUGAACAGCACUGAAAGGACAGCGCACACAGACUAGAAAAUUGUGAUGAGUGAAAACAGUGAAAUGAAAACAGCACAAAUUCAUGAAAGCAGCAACAAUGAAAACAGCACAAAUCUAUGAAAGGGGAGUCAAAAAGUAGCAGGUAUCCACCCUAUAUUCUAGCAAUGGUCCCCCGAUUGCUUCCACAUUUGUACAUUGCGUCUCCUGUCCCCAUUGAAAUGUUUUACAUGAUCCUAUAUUAUUUCAGGAAUCAAAUAUGUCUUAGUAGCAUUGUAGCUUUCGUAAAAUUUUCGAAUCCCUGCAUUCAUGCUGUUUCGAGGACUGAGUGGCUUGGAGCCAAUCAGCCUUGCAAAGCUCAGUUCAAUUAAGUCGAAACUUAGGAGAAACACUGGAGAAACACACCCAGCAGAGAUAUCCCGUGUGUAUCAUCUCUUUUUUCCCUAGUCAGAGGGUCCUUCAUGUUUGCUUUGGAGGAUACAUACCCAAAAGGUUCUUUAUUGCCAAUUAGUGAUUUUUAUGUGUUUCUCAUGAGUUUCAUAGUAAUCAUUCACUCCUAGGAGGAGAGAAUAGCAGGCUGGCAAGUCCUUGUGUUUUUGUGGGUAGAGCAAUUGGUCAUGGAUAUUAGCUGUUUUCCAUUGGGUUUCACAUGUGUGUCCUUCAAUCAUACAUUGGAAUCACAAUAGAAAAGUGUCCCAGUAUGUGUCUGCUGUGUGGCUGAGCUUUGCUAUUCUAUGAAGCAAUCGAGGGAGCAAAUGUGAGCUAGCAAAUAAGGUGGAUACCAGGCUCAUCAAAAUGGUAGAAUCAUAUCUAAAUAGAGACAUGUUACACUUUUUCAUCAUGAAUGGAAAGUAUGCUGUGAAGGUAAAUUUGGCAUUUUGGUCAUUCAAGUAUGCACAUACAUGUAUGCCAACAAGAAC